Physcomitrium patens is the source of this 3756-nucleotide messenger RNA. RefSeq names its product polyprotein of EF-Ts, chloroplastic. Gene Ontology annotation, biological process: mitochondrial translational elongation. The record is from RefSeq and is a predicted model, not a curated record. Lineage: Eukaryota; Viridiplantae; Streptophyta; Bryopsida; Funariales; Funariaceae. Gene Ontology annotation, molecular function: translation elongation factor activity; protein binding.
UGUGUGUCUGUGGGCACUGGAAGGAAACAGCUCUGGACUUGCAGCCUGGUAACCGCCGCUUGGCAAGCUCAUCAUCGUAGACGAGGGCUGUGCGUCGACGAGAGGCCAUAACUUGAAGCCUAGAUCGCCGAGAAAAACUGGGUAUCACCGGAUGGCGAAACAAUUCCUUAGUUUGUCACCACAAUAGCAUUUUCUCCAAGAUCGAAGUUAGAUUUCAAGCCUGCGGGCAAACCACGGCGGGCUCUGGAGGCGAGGUCCCGCACAGCCUCAGGAGUGUGGGUUUUAUGGCAGUUGGAACCUUGCAGUUGGCUCUGAUAUGUCUCCAUUGCCGCUCUCUGUUUAAUCCCUUUGUCUCUUCCUAUUCAUCCUUCUCGCGGCGUAGUGUAGGCAGCAGUGGAGCUGGGUAGGGCGAUUCUGUGAGGGGAGAGCAAAUUGCUACAGCCGCACGCUCAGGAUGGCGUACGUUGCUCUCCCUACGAGGAAUAGUACUGUGCUUCACCUGGCCAAUGCUGCGGCAAGGCUUCCUCGCAAUGCUUGUUCAAUCGUGCAGUCUUCCCGCUCCUUGAAAGAUAUCUUGCCCCUGAGACCCUUGAAGGUGCACUCUUCGUGCCUAUCUGCUGCACGCAUUCUCUCAAAUCUUACCACAACAGAUUGGAGAAUCUUUUCUUCUGUGGAAGACAAUGUCACAGUGGAGGAACCCGCUGUGGACGCCACUGCUGGGGGUUCUGGAGGUGAGAACAUUCCUGAGGCUACCGCUGCCGAAGAAACAGAGUCCUCCGAAGCUUCUGCCAAGAAAAUGCAGAGGAACAGCACCAUGAAGGGGCGAGCUGGUGGAAAGACGAUCACCGUCCAGAAGGAUCAGAUUGUCCCAGGCGCUGUUUUCACUGGCAGAGUUCGAUUUGUUCAACCCUACGGUGCAUUUGUUGAUAUUGGAGCUUUCACUAAUGGAUUGGUACACGUUUCUGAACUAGCGCCAGGGUAUGUGAAGGAUGUGAGUGACUUUGUAAAAGUGGGCCAAGAGGUUACUGUGACAGUGCUUGAGAUGAAUGAGAAAUCCAAGCGGAUCGCAUUGACGAUGCGGGACAGAGAAAGCGAAGCCGCGGUGCCGUCAUUUCGAUCUGGAGAUGAGUUGAAUGCAGGGUCGGGGACUAGUGGAGAUGGCAGUGGAAAGCCAACGAACCAGGGCAAGAUUGCUGGAAGGGGAAAUGGAGGCUCGAGGUCAAAUUUGAAGCCGAAGUUAAGGCAGAGUAAGGCAAAGACGAAGCUGAAGAAGGGUGAAGUACUGAAGGGGACAGUGAAGAACAUCAUCCGGAACGGUGCGUUCAUAGAGUUCCCUGAGCAAGGAGAGGAGGCGUUCCUGCGAGGGUCAGAGGUCACGGAGGGUGGGGAGAAUGUACCAAUUGAGAACCUUCUGACGGUGGGACAAGAGGUGACCGUGCGAGUUCUGAAGAUCGAGAGAGGAAAAGCUUACUUGACGAUGAAACCACAAAUUGACAUGACGGCAGUGAACGACUCGAUCAACUCGGGUGUCGUAGGAGGUGCCACGAACCCUUUCGCAACAUUUUUCCGCAGCGUGAACAUGGUUUCUCGAACCCUUGUACCUGUAGAUGCACAAGAGACAGCUUCUGCAGCUCACGAAGCACUUACUGUUGACAAAAUCGCUAGUGUUCCUGAAACUUCUGCUGCUGAGGAAGCAUCCGAUGUGCAAGAAGCACCUGUAAUUGAAGUGAUCUCUGCAGCCCAGAAAGCUCCUACAGAGGAGGAAGCCCCUGCAGUUGACGCUACCUCUGUCUCUGAGGGAAAAUCUGCCGUCGUUGAAUUUUCUCCUGAAGUAUCUCAAGCUUCUGUGGAAAGCAGUGAGGAAUCAUCAGCUAGUUCUGAGGCAAAUAUCGAGGAAUCUCGUUCACUCUCACUUGGAGAGCUUGCUGAAGGGAUUGGCAAAGCUGUAGGCGAAGUUGAGAAUGUGGUCGAGGCUGCUGCACAGAGAGUUGAACACGUAGUUGAGGCCGCUGCAGAUAUUUUGAAAAUUGGAGAGAAAGCCGAUGAAUCCAAAGAAGCUGCACUUCAGGAGCCUGAGGCAUCUGCAGCUGAGGAACCAGCAGAAGUUGCACCUCAGGAGCCCAAGGCUGGACCACCUGAAGAAUCAAAAACAGCUGCAACUGUGGAACCUAAGGCAGUUGCUUCUGCAGGACCAACUUCAGCACAAGUGAAGCAGCUACGGGAGAAGAGCGGAGCUGGAAUGAUGGAUUGUAAGAAGGCUCUUGUGGCCUGCAGCAAUGAUGUCGCUAAAGCACAGGAAUAUUUGAGGAAGAAGGGUCUUGCAAGUGCUGAGAAAAAAGCUGGUCGCAUUGCUGCUGAAGGCCGCGUUGGAAGUUAUGUUCAUGGUGGACGUCUGGGUGUGCUUAUCGAGAUAAACUGUGAAACGGAUUUUGUUUCUCGAGGUUCUCAGUUCAAAGAACUUGUAAUGGACAUGGGCAUGCAAGUCGUAGCUUGUCCAGCUGUUCAGUAUGUUAGUACAGACGACGUACCAGCUGAUUUUGUGGCAAAGGAGAAGGAGAUAGAAAUGAGCAAGGAGGAUCUUGCAAACAAACCAGUCCAGAUUCGUGAGAGGAUUGUGGAGGGCCGGGUGGCCAAGCGGUUGGGGGAACUUGCACUAUUGGAGCAGCCUUUCAUUCGGGAUGACAAAGUUCCCGUCAAAGAUCUUGUGAAAGAACUAACUGCGCAACUUGGGGAGAAAAUUCAGAUUCGUCGUUUCGUGCGGUACAACUUGGGAGAGGGUCUUCAGAAAAAGUCUGAUGACUUUGCAUCUGAGGUAGCAGCGCAAAUAGCAGCCAAGGCUGAUCUAAAGCCAGUCACAGAAGUUCCUAAGGUUGAAGUGGCUAAAAAGGAAGAGGAUAGUCCCAAGGUAGCGGUAUCAGUAUCCAAAGUGAAAGAGCUCAGGGAAAUGUCUGGGGCAGGAAUGAUGGAUUGCAAGAAGGCUCUGGCAGCUUGUGACAAUGACAUUGAAAAAGCAACCGAGUAUUUGAGGAAGAAGGGCUUGGCCAGCGCCGAUAAGAAGUCUGGCAGGAUUGCAUCAGAAGGUCUUAUUGGGAGCUACAUCCACGAUGGACGUAUAGGUGUCCUCAUCGAAGUCAAUUCUGAGACCGACUUUGUUUCCAGGAGCGACCUGUUUAAGGAACUUGUUGCCAACAUGGGAAUGCAAGUAGCUGCUUGCUCUCAGGUGGAGUACGUAACGGUUGAGGAAAUCCCCGCCUCAAUUGUUGAGAAAGAGAAAGAGAUUGAAGCCAGCAAGGAGGACUUGGCCAACAAGCCAGAGGCUAUUCGCAGCAAGAUAGUGGAGGGUCGCGUCGCCAAGACUUUGAAUGAACUGGCUCUGUUAGAGCAACCAUUCAUCAGGGACGAUAAAAUUUUGGUAAAGGACUAUAUCAAGCAAACUAUUGCUACUCUGGGUGAGAACAUCCAAGUGAGGCGGUUCACCAGGUUCAACUUAGGAGAGGGUAUUGAAAAGAAGAGUACCGAUUUUGCUGCUGAAGUCGCUGCUCAAACUGGGGCCAAGGCUUAAUCAGGUGCGAAGGCUAGCUUGUAGUAAUAGUUUUAGUUAUUUGCCAUAGAGUUCAAAGAUUAGCAGCAACUAUUAAACUCUUGGGAAGCUUUAGCUUAGUAACUCUUCGACGUACAUUUAUUGUAAAAUGUGGUAAUUGGGCAGUGAAUUUUUGGAUGGUUUAGCAUGCAUCCAGUUCAGUUUCUUGAUAAGUA